AUGGACUGAAAUGGGGCUUCUCCAUUGGCUGAAUCAAAAAUAUUACAGAUAAAGAUAAAGGAGGAAGAACCGGACUCAGAAGAUCAUCAGAACCCAAUGAAAAGCUCAGCCGCUCCACUUACUGAUGGGGGUUAUUUACAGACAGUUCCCAAACGUGAAGUAGAAACUGAAGAGUCGGACAAUAAGGAUCAUCUGGUGUCAGUGAAGAGGGGAAUGGAUUCAUUGGCAGAUGAUUACUCAAGUGACACUGAAACACCCAAUAUCUCCCCAGCGUCAGACGUCAGUUAUGGGAACAAUGAGUUGGAUCAGGUCAAGAAUCCGCUGCACAGUUCUGGGAUAUUGCGGCAGCCGAAACAGCGCAAAUCACUGACUAACCCAGAGUUUGUGUCCGGCCCGAGAUAUGAGACCCGCGCAGCCAGCUCCAACUCCCAGGACUUUAUCUGCAAUACAUGUGGGAAAGGCUUUUCAGCGAGUCAGGACCUUCUCACCCACGUCUGUGCCCGGAUUUCCUAUGAGACUCUGCGCAACAAAGCCACAAAUCUGCAGAGGGAGAGUAAUAGUAACUAUGAUGUGACCCCCACAGGGGAAUUCCGCUGCAGGGAAUGCGACAAAAGCUUCUCCAAUAAGAUGGGAGUUAUUAAUCACGCAAGGGUUCACACAGGGGAGAAACCAUUCCCAUGCUCCGAAUGUGGCACAUGCUUCGCCCUGAAGUGCAACCUUCAAAAACACCUGAAAAUCCACAGCGGAGAGAAACCAUUCACCUGCUUAGAAUGCGGGAAGAGUUUCACCCAGAAGGCGGGACUUCAAGUUCACCAGAAAAUGCACGUGGUGGUGAAACCAUUCACCUGCACAGAAUGCGGGAAGAGUUUCACCCAGAAGACAGGACUUCAAGUUCACCAGAAUAUGCACGCGGGGGUGAAACCAUUCACAUGCACUGAAUGUGGGAAAAGCUUCACACAGAAGACAAACUUCCUGAGACACGGGAAGAGUCACAUGGUGGAGAGAACGUGUAUGAGGUGCAGUAAGAGCGUCACACAGAAGUGUUCCCAUGACGAUCAGGCUGAGGAGAAACCAUUCACCUGCACAGAGUGUGAGAAGAAAAUCAAUUAUAUGAAGGAGCUGCCGUACAAAUGCACAGAGUGUGGCGACAGCUUCUUUCACAACAGUCACCUGGUCAUUCACCGGAGAGUUCACGAAAGGGAGAAACUGUUCAAAUUGAAAAAGUGCGGGGAGACGUUCUCUAAUAGGAAACUGCUGGAGUAACACACGAGAAACUGCACUCUGCUAGUAGCACUGAGGGGCCUGGGGUCUGCGGGGAAACAGAGAGUGAAGGGGGAAAUGUGUUAUAGAACAACACACACUGGAGGCUGUAGAUGUGAAUCUAUUUAUGCAGCAAACAGUACAGCAGCCUUGUACAUAAAUCCAAAUAAAAUGAGUGAAUGUUAA
Xenopus laevis (African clawed frog) is the source of this 1446-nucleotide messenger RNA. RefSeq names its product gastrula zinc finger protein XlCGF26.1-like. The record is from RefSeq and is a predicted model, not a curated record. Lineage: Eukaryota; Metazoa; Chordata; Amphibia; Anura; Pipidae. The transcript is spliced from 4 exons.